AACGAACUAAAAAUCUAUUAAAAAUGGAACUCGAAAGGGAGAGGAAGAAAGGCGUCGGAAGCAAGUAACCAUGGUUUCCAAACACACCUGCUCUUCUCUUUUCUAUAUCUCUUCUACGUUUUACCCAUUCCAAAUUCAACCGCUAUCUCCCUUUAUAAACCCAAUUUCAGAACAUUUACACAUUCAAAAUCUCUUCUUUUCUCUCUCAAUUUCAAGUUUCCCAGAUCAAUUUCACAAUCCCAUCAAUAUCUACAACAAUCGAUCGAGCAUCGUACAUCUAUUUCCACUAAGUAAAUUUGGCGAAAAUAAUUGGCGGCAAACGGAAGAAAGUUAGAAGAUGUUGGGCGAGUUGAUUACGAAUAGUCUUGUAUUGGUUCUUGGAUAUGCGUAUCCAGCUUUCGAGUGCUUUAAAACGAUAGAGAAGCAAGGAGUAGGAAAUGCAGAAUUGCGAUUUUGGUGUCAAUAUUGGGUAAUCGUUGCAAUACUCACAGUAUUCGAAAGAGUCGGUGAUAUAUUCAUUUCAUGGGUUCCAAUGUAUGGAGAAUUAAAGCUAGCACUCAUUAUAUACUUAUGGUAUCCAAAAACCAAGGGUACAGGGGUUGUAUAUGAUACAAUGUUGAGGCCAUUUAUAUAUAGACAUGAAACCGAUAUAGAAAGAAGCUUAAAGCAAUUUAGAGACAGAGCAUGGGACGUGGCAAUUUACUAUUGGCAGAAUUCCACAGAAUUAGGUCAAACAAAGUUCUUUGAUAUCUUAGGCUAUUUAAUCUCAAAGCCAUCACCCUCAAGAACACAAUCUCAGGGGUUGCAAAAUCAUCAAGGUUCCGGUGACGGACGUCCGCCGCCGCCGGUUACGCCAAGUCCGGUUUCAUUCGGAUCAGAGCAGUGGGCACCGACUGCUCCUCCGGCGCCAACCACCGUCCACCACCACCAAUACGCGGAGGAACCGCCUUUCCCGUCAUCGCCGAGUACUCAUAUUCAUAGUUCGGGUCAUAAAGAACCAGUUUGGCUAAGAUUUAGACGAUCUAGAGGACUUUGAUUCGUGAAAAGUAGGCAUAAGUCAUAUCUACAGAUUGUAAAGAAACAACAACAACAAAAUUUGUAUUCUAAUUCUUAUUAUUAAUUCGAUUGGUUUAUUGUUUCUACAAA
This is a messenger RNA of Lactuca sativa (garden lettuce), 1146 nucleotides long. RefSeq names its product putative HVA22-like protein g. NCBI's taxonomy places the organism in Eukaryota, Viridiplantae, Streptophyta, Magnoliopsida, Asterales, Asteraceae. The record is from RefSeq and is a predicted model, not a curated record.